Paramuricea clavata is the source of this 2077-nucleotide messenger RNA. The record is from the annotation of a GenBank genome assembly. NCBI's taxonomy places the organism in Eukaryota, Metazoa, Cnidaria, Anthozoa, Malacalcyonacea, Plexauridae.
AUGACUAGCGGAAGAAAUUUGAAAUGUUGUUCCAAUUUAUUUUGUGCUGUUUUAUUUCUCAAAACUUGCGUCGUUAUCACAACAGUUUACGUUCUGUUUAAUUUUCAUUUUAACCGCGAAAAGAGGCAUUUUUCCGUUCAACCCCUGGCAAGAAGUUUAACGAAUUGGACACGUGGCUAUUUGGAUAGGUACUUUGAGCGCUCUACAAGCAAAAACUCAACGGGAAUACCUAGCAAAAGUCAUAAGAAAGUACUAGUACUAGUAGGUUUCAACGCUACAAAAAAAAGAAGAGUUAGAAAGAGGAAUAAAAGAAAAGAUGGAAAGAAGAGAGCGAUCAUUUUUGUCGGUAUCAUCAGCGCACCGCAGUUGAUAUUUCGAAGGAAUGCGUUGCGAAGAAGUUGGUUAAAACAAUGUAAAAGAAAGGGAAUCCCAUGCUUGUUUUUCACAGAUAGUCAAGACAUGUAUGGCAAUAAACUACCAGAUCAUAUCAACGUUCCAUUACAACAGGAACAAUUGCUCCACGGAGAUUUGAUCCAAACACAAAGUCCCGGGGGUAUCAACUUCGCACGGCGUUAUCUGUGGAUAUUGAAUUGGGCAAAUGCGCGGUAUAAGUUUGAAUAUUUCUUGCGCGUCGAUGACGACUACUUUGUGUGCAUGGAUAGACUACUGCUUGAGUUGCCGCAUCGGUCACGAGAGAAAUUGUAUUGGGGUCAUGUGCAUUGCAGUCCAGCAGGUAAUCUUUUUAAUUUAACAGCUUUAAUUUGGCACGUAGAUAACUAGACAAUAUCCUACAGAACUUACAUAGACAAUUAAAUUAAACAAGAAUAUGGAGAAACACAAACGAGACUAGGUUCCAUGCAUGGUGCUCACCACUAGAUGAGACAGUAAAAAGAGCAAGAAAUACACUGAAUAGAAAAGUGGAAAGUGAAUGGAAAGCUAGGAGCACAAACAGAUGAUGAAGAGACGUCUAGGAGUAUGACCAUUAUAGUGGACCUCUGCCUCUGGAUAAUUAGGCCCUCUGAGGCAGGAAUCAAACCUGUGAUUACAUUUAGAUUAAUCGAGUGAGAUGCGAAAAAUCCAUACAAUAAGUGAUAUACAUUGUACUCUAAGCAAAACAGUUUAGUAAAGGUGCUUUCACACUAAGCAACUUGUCUCGGAACUUGUCUCGCAAUGUUAAGAAAGAGGAUUUCAGCAUUGCAUUGCAUUGCAGUUAGGGAUGUUACACCAAGCAGUAUGUCCCAUGCAACUUGCAAUGAUCACAGUUUAAAAACCGCGAUUGCUAACGUUUGGCGCCAGAUUGACAGUCAAAAGCCAACAGGAAGCUAUUCAGUGUAUAAACAUUGCGAGACUAGUUUUCAAGAGAGAUGUUACAUUGUGCAAUGCUUUAAAAAUACGUUCCAACGUUGCCGCAAUCGUUGCAAAAAGUAACCUGAUUCAACUUCGUGCAAUGGUUGUUGCAACAAUAACAUUGCGAGAGUUGUUGAUUGCGAGACAUGAUAUACACCUUGCAAUUUAGCGUGCAACUUGCCUAUCGCAACAAAAUUGCGAGACAAAUAGCAUAGUGUAACAGCGCCUUUAGAUAUAUCUCUAACAAGGUUUGAUUUCCCCCACAGGUGGUAUCCGAGUGGAUGAAGGGUUCGUGAUCGUGAGCAAUGACCUUGCACAAACGUUCCUACGUGAACAGAACAAGACACUCAUGUGCCACGCAUACGGCGAUCAGGCCAUGGCCAUGUGGAUAAACAACAUUCCGGGAGUGACUUAUUUCGGAGACCGUAGGGUACAUCAUGCCGUGGCUGCGAGAGACCACAUCUUACAGUACUAUGAUGAUAUCUGCGGAAAUUUCUUAGCCCUGCAUGGAAGCUAUCCUGUUGAGGUUGAGAAAUUCUGGCUGCAUUCUUUGUCGAAAAGGAAAAAGAAAAAGUACUCGAUCCCCGGUAUUACAUAUCCGUGUGGUACUAUGGACAAGACUUUCAACUAUACGAGCUUUAGGGGAACGUAUAAUGCCAAGCCGAAACCUUGUAGAAACAAUCCGAUAUGGAAUAUAGCAGGGUUUUAUAGGGGUAGAAAUGGACAGUAG